CGAAAACCUAAGUUAUUAGGUGAAGCUUUUAAAUUUGAUACGUGUUGUGUUCCUCCUCCUUGUCCUCGCUUUGCUCCGCUGUCAUGCUUUUACUGCCACUAACGCUCUUUUUUUCUUCCUGGCAUACAUUCGUUUACGCUGGCAGCCAAGCCAAAGGUCAGAACUGCUCCGUCAGUAACAACCGUCUCGAAAUCGGCACAUAUCAAUUUCAUAGCGACUGCGAUACGCAAACAUACUGCUCGUCCCAGGGAACUUGCGAACUGAAGGGCUGCAGGAAGGACCAGUAUCCAUUUGGGUAUGCACCAGAUGCCGAGCUCCCGCCAAAGUGUCCUUCUGGGCAGUUUUGUCCAGAUGAGGGCGAUGGAUGCCAGCCAUGGCUACCUGUUGGCAGUGCAUGUCAAUUGAAUCGUGAUGAUCAAUGCGAGCCACCUCCGAAUUGGCAGGACUUGGACGAUACUUCGAAGUACGGCCGUAACGUGAAUGGUUCCGUGUGUCUGAAUAACGUCUGCAUGUGGACAAAUGUCACAGUUGGGCUGCCUUGUCAAGUCGAGAACACUGCUUACAUAGCGUAUGCCGGAACCAACGAGUUCGUCGAUAUUGUGUCAAGAGGUAACUGUCAAGUCCACUUGUAUUGCGACGCUCAGUCGCUAGUUUGCAUCCAAGCAAAACAACUAGGAGAGACUUGUGACGCAGAUAAAGAAUGUUUGUCUUUCAACUGCGAGAGUAAUGGUGUUUGUGGCACAGGUGCCGACUCGCCGAACCACUUUGGGAUCUGGGCAUAUAGCAUGGUUGGGUUGGGUAUAUUCGGAGGCAUGUUCGCCACUCUAAUUACCUUGUUCUUGGUCCACCGCCGUCAACGUGACCAGGAACGUGAGAAGCGCCUGCAGUACUGGCGUGAACAAAAUGCCUUCCGUCAGAGCAUCAUACAGAUGAAGGAAAUGGCUCGCACCUCAAUCUUAUCUCUUCCUGGGCACAACAGUAACCGGAGUACAGUAUGCAGCCGCGCUGGUUCGGAAGAGCCAAUGCUACAGCACUCGGUCCACAAGGCGAGCGGGCUGAGACAGCAGUACAUGUCAGAUGAUAACGGGAGCAUGUACGACGACAUGAUGAUGCAGUCUGAACGGCAGUAGGUGUGGGCAUUGUGGGCAGGCGCUGGACAUUUUGAUUCUCUUAUAUGUGGACUAUUUUUUACCAUGGACUGACAGAUCUCUUCCCAUCUUAUAUUCAUCACAUCUCAUUAUACUUAGAACGAACGUUAAUCAUUGGCCACGCCGACUAGCUAUGACAGAUACAAAUAAGCGGUUGUUGGGCUGUGUAUUACAGUAUCAGGUGUGAAUCUAUGUGACGUGUGAGCUUCAUUGCACCA
Molecule: messenger RNA, 1366 nt
Organism: Suillus paluster
Lineage: Eukaryota; Fungi; Basidiomycota; Agaricomycetes; Boletales; Suillaceae
Exons: 7
Coding region: 84-1130 (348 amino acids)
Source: RefSeq, a predicted model, not a curated record